UUUCACGAAUACAUGCCGCGUUGGUACACGCUAUUGCAUCAUGCGCAAAAAGCCGACUCUUAUUGGAACACUGACAUCUCAAAUGUAAUAUUGGCGCGCUUGAUACUAAAGUGGCGACAUCAUUCGGUCUCAUUCGGUUGUCAUAGCAAUUAAAGAAGGUAACAAUCUCGUUUCUUCAAAUAAUAGCGAAAAAUUAAACGGAUGAGCGUAAAAAGUGCAUCAAAAGAAAACCAACAAUAGUAAAACUAUUACGAGAAUAAUGGCAAAUGAUGUUCUUAGCAACGGUCGUUUAGCGGAAAGCGCGGUUGUACAACGGACAAGACACGACAGAGGCAAAAAAGCUCCAGAUAUACCAGCUAUAGAAAGCCGCAACUGGUUAUUACAUCGGCAUUAUAUUCGACACGAGUACAGCGCCUGUAAGCUUCUUAUCGAACAAGAAUUAACAAAAUCAGAUGGCCACGAAUACGCGAAUUACUUGAAGGGUUUAAUUCUCAGAAAAGAGGGCAAAAUUCAAGAUUCGUUAGAUUGUUUUCAGACCGCAUAUAAUGUGAAUUCGACGAACAUUGAUAAUGUUAAACAGAUAGCAAAGUCGUUAUUAAUAAUGGGAAGUCAUAAGCGCGCGAUAGAUGCUUAUACGGAAGCCGAGAAGAUAUCGGCCCUGCCGGAUUGGGAGAUAUAUUACGGUCUAGGCGAGGCUUACAUAAAAUUGAAUCAGUUACAAGAAGGUAAGAAACAUUUUAAGAAAUCGACAGAAUUAACGAAAAAUGAGCUGCCCAAUCUCGCUCUCGCGAGGCUUUACCUCUUAGAUGACAUGAUUCCAGAAGCAAGAACUGCUUAUACUGCAGCUUUGAACGGAAAUCCCGAGAGCACCGACGCGGCAACAGAACUGGGUCUCUUGUAUCUCAGGAUUGGAGAUACGCAACGGGCGUUUCAGCAAUUUGGAGCAGCUUUGGCUCAAUCGCCUAAUUGCGUCAAAGCAAUUUUGCCUAUGGCUUAUAUAAUGCAAAAUCAUAGAGAGUACGACGUAGCCUUAUCAAAAUACAAAGUAGCAGCACAAACUAUUCCAGAGUCUUCAGCUCUUUGGAAUAACAUUGGAAUGUGCCUCUAUGGAAAACAAAAAUAUGUUGCAGCUAUUAGCUCGUUGAAGCGAGCGCAUUACCUGAACCCGAUGUCCUGCGUCCCGUCUUGCAACUUGGGAAUCGUUUUUCUUACCACUGGGCAGCCUGCAUCAGCUGCGAUUUAUCUGUGCGCCGCCGUCAGCGCUGAACCAAAGAAUCCUACGCCGUAUCUGUUACUAGGUCUGGCUUUGAAACGUUUGGACGAUUUGGAGGGCGCUGAAAGGUCUUUAACAAAAGCUCAUGCCCUAGCUCCUCAAGAUCCACUGAUAUUGAUUAACCACGCAGUGAUUCUCGAUGCUCGUGACAAACAAGCUAAUGCUGCUGAAAUUUUAACAGCACUCAAUGACAUUAUGGCUGUUGUCGACGUCGAUAUACAGAUAUCGCAAAUGGCGAAAAAAUUAUCAAAGAAAUUUCAACGCGAGAAAACAGAAUUAAAUAGCGCUCAAGAGCCGACGGACGGCAGUGAACAGCAGCGACAAUUGAGCGCUGACGAAGUUUAAAAAUCACGCUACUUGUUAUGCGAAAGUAUAUAUACUGACCGCACAGUUGUAACUAAAUGUCUAAAUUUAAAUAAAUAAACUAUAAAAAUGUCGGUAUAAAAUACUUUCUAUUUCCAUUUGAUUGCUUUAUGCAAAUAAGGCACAAUAAAUCUACAUUAAUGACGCAUGCUGGCAUUUAUUUAUUUUUCACAAGCAUCAAAAGGUAUACAUUUAGAAGAAUACAAUGAGAUGUGAAAUUGCAAAAUUAAGUACAGAAAUUGAUUUUACGAGAAAAUGCAUGCAUAUAAAUUAG
Molecule: messenger RNA, 1910 nt
Organism: Linepithema humile (Argentine ant)
Lineage: Eukaryota; Metazoa; Arthropoda; Insecta; Hymenoptera; Formicidae
Gene: BBS4
Product: Bardet-Biedl syndrome 4
Biological process (GO): cilium assembly; protein localization to cilium
Cellular component (GO): ciliary basal body
Molecular function (GO): protein binding
Source: RefSeq, a predicted model, not a curated record